AUGUCAGGCAAAUCUGUAUCCCAGGCCAAAAGGCCUAUUCUUCGCUACUCCCAUACUUAUGCUCCAUAUCCAGCUGCUUGUCUAACCCGUCCUUCUCCUUCUGAUCAGGCUCAAUCUCAAACCUCCAUCGAGGGGGACAUCCUCAUACAGCUUUCUUACAGUGCUGCAAAAACCUUUGUCACGAACUAUUACACGGACCUACAAGCCGCCCGCACCAAGCUCAAAGAAUACUACGCCCCCACCCCUUCCAUCUCCUGGAACGGCAACGAUCUUUCCGGCGGUGCAGCAGAUGUAGAGAAACUACACACCGAAAUGCCAGCGGCCACAUAUGAAGUCCAGUGCUUCGACGCCCAACCUCUGACGCCCAACGGGAAAGGGCAGUGUUCGAUCUUGUUGACUACGAAUGGAUACGUGAAGUUUGGUAACGAGAAGGACGCCCCAUCCCGAGGGUUUUCGGAGACGAUUACCUUGGAACCUGAUGAUUCUACACCGGUGAAGUUUUUGAUCAGUACACAGUGUACUAGAUUUGUUUUUUAG
Molecule: messenger RNA, 537 nt
Organism: Orbilia oligospora ATCC 24927
Lineage: Eukaryota; Fungi; Ascomycota; Orbiliomycetes; Orbiliales; Orbiliaceae
Exons: 2
Coding region: 1-537 (178 amino acids)
Biological process (GO): protein import into nucleus
Cellular component (GO): nuclear pore central transport channel
Source: RefSeq, a predicted model, not a curated record